AUGUCGCUAAGGGACAAUUUGAAAACCUUCGAAUUUCCUCUUAAAUCAUCUGACAAAAUCCAAGUUUAUAAGGGUAUUCACAUCAUCACCAACAAUGUUUCAGAGUCUCAACAUUCUGGCAUUCCCCAUCACCUUCUUGCCAUCAUUGACGACCCUGAUUACGACUCCACCAUUCAUGACUUCUGCAACCAUGUACUUCUCGCUCUUGAUACCAUCGUUCAAAACGGACACCUACCCAUUAUCGUGGGUGGCUCCAACACUUACCUCACACCCUUGCUUGAGGACCCUGACGUUGCUUUUCGUUCCAAAUAUAAUUGUUGUUUCAUCUGGGUCGAUGUGUUGUUACCAGUAUUGUUUCCGUAUCUGGACAAAAGGGUGGACAAAAUGGUUGAUGCAGGAGUUGUGGAUGAGAUUCGAGAAGCUUUUGUUGCUGGACCAGAUUGCAGUCGUGGAAUUAGAAGAGUCAUUGGGGUUCCUGAGCUUGAAGAAUUUUUCCUUCUGGAGAAACAAGUGGAAAUAACUGUUCACGGUGAUCGGCGACGAUGGAUUUGGAAAACGAGCGUUGUUCUCUUGCGAUGA
Molecule: messenger RNA, 579 nt
Organism: Vigna angularis (adzuki bean)
Lineage: Eukaryota; Viridiplantae; Streptophyta; Magnoliopsida; Fabales; Fabaceae
Product: adenylate isopentenyltransferase 3, chloroplastic-like
Exons: 3
Coding region: 1-579 (192 amino acids)
Biological process (GO): tRNA modification; cytokinin biosynthetic process
Cellular component (GO): mitochondrion
Molecular function (GO): tRNA dimethylallyltransferase activity
Source: RefSeq, a predicted model, not a curated record